AGCCUCCCGUCGCUCCGCUCCUCUCGCAGCUCCGAGCCUCCCGUCGCUCCGCUCCUCCGCUUGCCCCGCUGCCGGCCCCGCUUCCCCUGCGGCUCCGCUUCCCCUGCAGCUCCGAGCCUCCCUUUGCUCCGCUGCUCCGCUUGCCCCGCUGCCGUCGCCGCGCUUGAUGCAGGUGCCCCCUCUGCCUGGCGCUGCCCGCUGACCCCCGCAAAGCCCGACAGGCGAUGGAGGGAGAGCCCACCCUGCGCCUCCGCAUCUUCGACCUCAACUGCUGGGCCAUCCGCUACCUGAGCAAGCGGCGCCAGGAGCGCGUCCGGCUCAUCGGGGACACGCUGCGCCGGGAGGGCUUUGACCUGGUGCUGCUCCAGGAGGUGUGGAGCGAGCGGGACUACAGUGACCUGAAGGUGAAGCUAGCAGGCUGUUACCCCUUCUCCCAUUACUUCCGCAGUGGGGUGAUCGGCAGCGGCCUCUGCGUCUUCUCCAGGUUCCCCAUCCUGGACACACUCCUCUACCAGUACUCACUGAACGGGUACCCCUACAUGCUCCAGCACGGGGACUGGUUCUGCGGCAAGUCCGUCGGCCUGGUCAUUAUGAAGAUCUCAGGGAUCAUCUUCAACAUCUACGUCACCCAUCUGCACGCCGAGUACUGCCGGGACAAGGACGCCUACCUGCCCCACCGCCUGGUGCAGGCCUGGGAGCUGGCGCAGUUCAUCCGACACACCUCAAAGGCAGCAGACGUGGUGCUGCUGGGAGGGGACCUGAACAUGCACCCUGAAGACGUGGGCAUCCGGCUGCUGCGUGGCUGGACGGGGCUGCGGGACGCCUUCGCUGAGGCCACGCGCUUUGAGGGCUGCAAGAACGGCUGCACGCUCGUCCCUGACAACUGCUUCACUGACAAGUCCGAGCUGCUGCCCUUCCCGCUGGGCAUCCGCAUUGACUACAUCCUCUACAAGGCCAUCUCCAGCUUCACGGUGAAGUGUGAAGAGCUGAAGACCACCACGGGGCCAGCCCCAGGCAUGGACAUCCCCUUCUCGGACCAUGAAGCCGUGAUGGCCACACUGCACAUCCAGAGGCGGGGACAGCCGGCGGGUGCCACCCUCGGCGCAGCUGACCUGGCACUGGUGGACGUGGUGACAGAGGCACGGACAGAGGUGGGCGUGGGGCUGCGGGCGGCGCAGCGGCAGCGCUACUCCUCGGGCAGGAUGGCCGUGCUGGCCCUGCUGCUGCUGCUGCUCCAGGCCGCGGCAGCGCUGGGCACGCUGGCCGGGCUGGGCGCAGAGCAGCCCUUCCCCAAGCUCUCCUUCUGCCUGCUGGCCUUCCUCGCCCUCGGCGUCCUCGUCCUCGCCACCGGUCUCCACCUGUUUCACACCAUGGAGGUGAAGAUGCUGCACGGCACCGAGGACCAGAUGUGCAUGGCACUGCGGGCCCUGCAGGAGCGUCCCAGCGAAGGCUGAGCUGAGCCCGUGGGUGUCCCACACUGUCCCCUUGGCCCCACCACGUCCCCUUUUUCAUCCUUGUUUUUAGCUGACUUCGGAUUUGAGGCGAGCAGUGCUGCAGCCAAUGCAGUAGUGCAGGUUUGACAGCUGCCUCUGGGGUAGAUUUGUUGCAUUGACCCCUGUGAGAACCACCGUGGAGGCAAGUUUUUAUUGCUGUCUUUUUAAAUAUACCCUUUUCUACAUGGAGGGACCCACUGGCCUGGCUGGAAGGCUUGAGAUGCUGAGCCUCCCCUUGCCUGGGGUGGCCUCAAAGUUUACACUGGUGACUGUUCUGGCAACCAGUCCUGACUCUGAUGGAAAAUAAAGGCAGUAUUUUAACCUUUG
Molecule: messenger RNA, 1820 nt
Organism: Hirundo rustica (Barn swallow)
Lineage: Eukaryota; Metazoa; Chordata; Aves; Passeriformes; Hirundinidae
Gene: SMPD2
Product: sphingomyelin phosphodiesterase 2
Exons: 11
Coding region: 225-1454 (409 amino acids)
Cellular component (GO): cytoplasm
Molecular function (GO): sphingomyelin phosphodiesterase activity
Source: RefSeq, a predicted model, not a curated record